AUGGGUGGUGGCAUGGCCCUGUCGUUUUGCGGCAAUGACGACCAUUUCAAUUCCUACAACGUGACGGAUGGCGUCCUGAACAAUGGCUGCUUCGUGGACGCUCUCAACCUCGUUCCCCACGUCUUCCUGCUCUUCAUCACCUUCCCUAUCCUCUUCAUCGGUUGGGGCAGCCAGAGCUCCAAGGUCCAGAUCCACCACAACACGUGGCUUCAUUUCCCCGGCCACAACCUGAGAUGGAUCCUCACCUUCUCGCUGCUCUUCGUCCACGUCUGCGAGUUCGCGGAGGGCAUCGUCUCCAACAAGAUGAUGCAGACCAACCACCUCCACCUCUUCAUGCCGGCCUUCAUGGGUUUCGUGGCAGCCACAACAUCAGUGGUUUACUACCACAACAUAGAGACAUCCAAUUUCCCCAAACUGCUGCUGGUCCUGUUCAUCUACUGGGUUCUGGCGUUCGUCACAAAGUCUAUAAAGCUGUGGAAGUUUGCAGCGUACUCUGUCGGAGUGGAGCACCUGAGGUUCUGCAUCACAGCCCUGUUAGUGAUGCUGUACGGGCUGCUGAUGGCGGUGGAGAUCAACGUCAUAAGAGUCAGGAAAUAUGUCUUCUUCGCCAACCCCCAAAAGGUCAAACCACCUGAGGAUUUGCAGGAUUUGGGGGUUCGUUUUCUGCAGCCAUUUGUCAACCUGCUGUCCAAGGCAACAUAUUGGUGGAUGAACCCUCUCAUCAUGGGAGCCCAUAAGAGGCCCAUAGAGCUGAAGAAGAUCGGCAAGCUGCCCAUCGCCAUGAGAGCUCUCACCAACUACCUGCGGCUCAAAGACGCCUACGAGGAUCAAAGGACAGCCGAGGAUCCGGAUCGUUCCCCUUCAAUCUGGCGCUCCAUGUAUCGAGCGUUCGGUCGCCCCAUCCUGCUGAGCAGCACCUUCCGCUACCUGGCUGACCUGCUGGGCUUCGCUGGGCCGCUCUGCAUCUCCGGCAUCGUCAAAUACCUGGAUCCUCAAAAUUCUGUUCAGACAACAGACAAGUCCAAGGAGCGAUAUUUCGGCGUGUACUUCAUGUCCUCCACUGAGCUGCUGCAGAACACUUCGGUCCUGGCUGUGCUCCUCUUCCUGGCUCUGGUCCUGCAGAGGACCUUCCUGCAGGCUUCGUACUACGUCACCAUAGAAACAGGCAUCAACCUGCGGGGAGCCCUGCUGGCGAUGAUUUACAACAAAAUCCUGCGUCUGUCCACCUCCAACAUGUCUAUGGGCGAGAUGACGCUGGGGCAGAUCAACAACCUGGUUGCCAUAGAGACCAAUCAGCUGAUGUGGUUCCUCUUCCUCUGUCCCAACCUGUGGGCCAUGCCUGUACAGAUUGUGAUGGGAGUGAUUCUGCUCUACUAUCUGUUGGGUCCGAGCGCUUUGGUUGGAGCGUCGGUCAUAGUUCUGCUGGCUCCAGUCCAGUACCUCAUAGCUACUAAACUGGCAGACACACAGAAAAGCUCACUAGAGCACUCUACAGAUCGUCUGAAGAAGACCUCAGAGAUCUUGAAGGGCAUCAAGUUGUUGAAGUUGUACGCCUGGGAGAAUAUCUUCUGUGACAGCGUGGAGGAGACGAGAGGCAAAGAGCUCACGAGCCUCAAAACCUUCGCUUUCUUCACAUCGAUGUCCAUUUUCAUGAAUGCUGCUAUUCCCAUUGCUGCCGUUCUUGCGACGUUUGUGAUGCAUCACUUCAUCAGUGAAGAGGGUCCCACACCUUCUGAGGCCUUCGCAGCUCUGGCGUUGUUCCACAUCCUGGUCACUCCUCUCUUCCUGCUCUCCACUGUGGUCAGAUUUGCUGUCAAGGCUCUGGUCAGUGUCCAGAAGCUUGGUGAGUUUCUUCAGAGUGACGAAAUUGGAGACGACAGCUGGAGAAACGGAGACAUGUCUGUUUCAUUCGAAGCUGGAAAAAAGCCCAUGGGGAUGACUAAAGCAAUCAACAGGAAGCAGCCGAUGCGCUACCAGAUGGACAACUACGAGCAGCCGACCAGGCGACAGAUGAGACCCACGGAGACGGAGGAUGUAGCUGUGAAGGUGACCAAUGGAUUCUUCACCUGGGGAAGCAACCUGUCCACGCUGUCCAACAUCAACAUCCGCAUCCCAACAGGUCAGCUGACGAUGAUCGUGGGCCAGGUGGGUUGUGGGAAAUCGUCCCUGCUGCUGGCCAUGCUCGGCGAGAUGCAGACCAUCGAGGGGAGAGUCUACUGGAGCAAGCUGCCUGAUAGUGAGAUGGUCCACAGUUGGGACAUAAGUUGGUCAGAGACAGAGGAGUCUGACGAAGACAUCAGGAGCAAGAACAGAUACUCUGUGGCCUACGCUACCCAGAAGUCCUGGCUGCUCAACGCUACAGUGGAGGAAAACAUCACCUUCGGCAGCCCCUUCAAUAAACAGAGGUACAAGGCUGUGAUUGACGCCUGCUCUCUGCAGCCAGACAUCGACCUGCUGCCUUUCGGAGACCAAACUGAAAUUGGAGAACGGGGCAUCAACCUGAGUGGAGGUCAGAGGCAGAGGAUCUGUGUGGCCAGAGCUCUUUACCAGAACACCAACAUCGUCUUCCUGGACGAUCCCUUCUCGGCGCUGGACAUCCACCUCAGCGAUCACCUGAUGCAGGAAGGAAUCCUCAAGUUCCUGCAGGAUGAUAAACGGACUGUAGUCCUGGUCACACACAAACUGCAGUACCUCAUACAUGCAGACUGGAUCAUAGCGAUGAAGGACGGCUCUGUUCUGAGAGAAGGAACUCUGAAGGACAUUCAGACUCAUGACGUUGAGCUUUACGAUCACUGGAAGACGCUGAUGAACAGACAAGACCAGGAGCUGGAGAAGGACAUACAGCAGGACAGUCAAACGAUGCUGGAGAGGAAAACACUGAGGAGAGCGUUCUACUCCAGAGAAGCAAAGAACCAAGUGGACGACGAGGACGAAGAGGAAGAAGAGGAGGAGGAAGAUGACGACAACAUGUCCACAAUCACCAACAGAAGAUCAAAGAUCCCGUGGAGGGUGUGCUGGUGUUACCUGUCCUCUGGUGGCUUCUUCAUGGUCUUCUUGAUGGUGUCCUCGAAACUUCUCAAGCACUCCGUCAUCGUUGCCAUCGACUACUGGUUGGCUAUCUGGACCUCCUCCAAAACCAAUCAGAGCAUGGGAGCCGGAAUGGACCCGUCUAACGGAACCAGGUCCGCUUACAGUGGGAACACCACGCAGCCUACAAAUGCUACCAGCGAGGCCGAGGACGACUCGUACUACCUGCCAGUGUUCAUCAUCCUGUGUGCAGCUGGAAUCACGUUGUGCCUCAUCACCUCUCUCACCGUGGAGUUUCUGGGUCUCUCUGCAGCCACCAACCUUCAUCACAACCUGCUCAACAAGAUCAUCCACGCUCCCAUCAGGUUCUUCGACAUCACUCCCUUGGGGCAGAUCCUCAACAGAUUCUCAGCCGACACCAACAUCAUAGACCAGCAUAUUCCUCCAACGCUGGAGUCGCUGACGAGAUCCACGUUGCUGUGUUUGUCAGCCAUCGGGGUCAUCUCCUCCAUCACUCCAGCUUUUCUCAUCGCCCUUGUUCCUCUGGCGGUGGCCUUCUACUUCAUCCAGAAGUACUUCCGGGUGGCCUCCAAGGACCUCCAGGACCUCGAUGACUCCACACAGCUUCCUCUGCUCUGUCACUUCUCCGAGACAGCCGAAGGUCUCACCACGAUAAGAGCGUUCAGGCAUGAGGCUCGUUUCAAACAGAGAAUGUUGGAGCUGACGGACACCAACAACACAGCGUACCUGUUUCUGUCUGCGGCCAACCGCUGGCUGGAGGUCCGAACGGACUACCUCGGAGCGGUGAUCGUGCUGACGGCAGCAGGAGCCUCCAUAUGGAGCUUAGAAUACGGUCUGCCCUCUGGAGGCCUGGUGGGCCUCGGCCUCACAUACGCUCUCACUGUCACCAACUACCUGAACUGGGUUGUGAGGAACCUGGCCGACCUGGAGGUCCAGAUGGCAGCUGUGAAGAAGGUCAACAGCUUCCUCACCACAGAGUCGGAGAACUACGAGGGAUCUAUGGACACCUCUCAGGUACCUGAGAACUGGCCUCAGGACGGUGAGAUAAAGAUCCAGGACCUGUGUGUGCGCUACGAUCCCAUGCUGAAGCCGGUGCUCAAACACGUGAACGCGUACAUCGAACCAGGACAGAAGGUGGGAAUCUGCGGUCGCACGGGCAGCGGGAAGUCGUCUCUGUCCUUGGCCUUUUUCAACAUGGUGGAUAUUUUUGAAGGGAAGAUCGUCAUCGAUGGGAUCGACAUCUGUAAGCUUCCACUGCAGACACUCAGGUCGCGACUCUCCAUCAUCCUCCAGGAUCCCGUGUUGUUCAGCGGAUCGAUAAGGUUUAAUCUCGAUCCGGAGAGGACGUGCACCGACGACCGACUCUGGGAGGCGCUCGAGAUCGCUCAGUUGAAGAACAUGGUGAAAGCUCUGCCUGGAGGACUAGACGCGGUGGUGACAGAAGGUGGAGAGAACUUCAGCGUCGGUCAGCGGCAGCUCUUCUGUUUGGCUCGAGCGUUCGUGAGGAAGAGCAGCAUCCUCAUCAUGGACGAAGCCACGGCGUCUAUAGACAUGGCCACGGAGAACAUCUUACAAAAAGUCGUGAUGACGGCGUUUGCGGACAGAACCGUCGUUACGAUCGCACAUCGCGUCCACACCAUCCUAACAGCCGAUCUGGUCAUCGUGAUGAAGCGAGGGAACAUUUUGGAGUACGACAAACCUGAGACUCUUCUGGAGCAGGAGGACGGGAUGUUUGCCUCGUUCGUCAAGGCCGACAUGUAGACACGAGAAGUCGGUCGCCGGCAGCUGACAGACUGAUCAGCUUGUUGGUCUUCUUCUAUUUUCACGCAGAAAUCUUUUAUCUUAACGAGGCCGACGGACCUCCGUGACACUACGACACUCCAGCGAAGCCGAUGAUACGCCCGCGUUUCUUUAACGAGGAGCUUCUGGAAACACCAUCGAUGACGUCAGUUGAUUUUGAGCUUUUAAAAAGUGUACUUGAAACAUUCAGUCUGCCAAUUAUUAUUACUGCCUUUAUUUAAUGACAUGUAGAAACACAACUUCUGAAUUAUAGUCCAUCUUUAGUUUAUACUAUAUCCCAAAGGACGCUUUUGAGAGAAGUUUUUGGAUUACCGACCUUUAAAGAACCAGGAUUAAGAGUAGAAAGAUAAUAAAUAUGUUGAGCAGAUUUAUUUAAGGUUUAUAAGAACAAUAAGGCUUCAUUCUGUAUUUUUUUCUUCUUGUCAACACAUCGAAUCCAUUCUGAAGACACACAAUCUUUACAAAGACUCACAAAAAGUUGUUUUCUUUAAGCAACAAGUCGCUGUAGUUUUUAUCAAACGUUACUCAAACUGCAGCUUCUUGUCUCGGUCUCACACCACCGUCGGUUUCAUCUUUAUCUGUCUGUGACAAAAAGAGUAGCAAGACGACCAUAGAAACACUGCAAUAUUCCCACAUUUCUACCUUCUGUCAUUUAGUGGCGUCUUUGCUGUUGAAAGUACGCCAGAGAAGCAGAGAAGGUUUCCCGUCAUAACUUCACCUUCUUCCAAAGUUCACAGAGGAAGGAGAAAGUCCAGCAACACUCGCACAAAUCUGUCGUUCCGGUGUGUUUCGACUUGAAGCUCGAUGGCCGUGAUGGAGGCUACAAGUCGAAACGUGUUCCAUCAGGGUUGUGAUGAGGGUUCGAGUUCAGGCCGUCAGCCCUCGUUCGAUAACGAAUAAACAACCUGUUGAUUCGGACCGAUCAUGUGGUGAGUGAGUCAAACCAGACUUCAGAUUUAAGUUCUGCUCUUUGGCCGAGACUGUAAACAUCGUUAAACCAUAUCGUUUUAUAAUCAAUCGCAGGUCUGCUCAGAGUUUUUACUGGAUAGUUCGAGAUCGAGCUGAACUCCAGAAGUCUUUAAUUAUCUUGUUGAUAUCUGUGACAUUUAUUUUAUGCACCACACGUAUCAGUUUUAUUACCCUGCAGCACUUCUAUUAUGCAACGAUAAGAAAGGGAGAAACUUGUAUUUAAUAGAUUCGUUUUUUUUUUUUUAAAAGAUUGAAUGUUGGCUUUGGCCAGUGUGUGUCUGUGUGACUGUAACUGACUUUAAAUCCUUAAUAUUUUAGACCCUGUAAUUUUUUAUGUAAAGCCAUAGAAGUUAAACUGAUAGAACGAUCUGAAGCUGAGGCUGCGUUUGUGUCCGACGCCGAAGAAGAAACCAAACGAUGUGUUUCAGCUCCGACUUGAGAUCAGCGUCACAGGAUUUGGCGACUGCUUUGUGACUUGUUACUCUGAAAUUUUCCAGCAGGACGUCGACCUGCACGUCUUUUACAAGUUUUUGAAAGCUGUGUGACGUCAACGUGGCGAAGAUUUCCUCGGGACAAGAUCAGCAGACAUUUACCAGAAAUAUACCAGAAACAAGUCCAGAGCACGUUCAUCCCAAUACUACUUCUUUUUUUAAAAAACAUUGAAAACUCUACUGCUUAUUGAAUAUGAAAAGGAUUUAUCGCAUCUGAUGCUUUUCAAAUCGGGAAGUAAAGAAAACAAUUAUCUUAAAAAUCGAAUGCUGGAUAGUUUAUUUUCUGGUCUGCUUCCACCGUGAGUCUGUUCUAUCAGUUUUAUUUCUGCGCCGACACUAGUACAAACACUGUAGGGUGUCCUGGCUCAGGCUGAAGCCGGUGAACCCGCUGUCUGUCUGCAGUCAUGCUUUGCUGAACUUAAUAAUCCUCGGGGGGGACAAUAGACGCCCGGCGUGAGCUCCGAAUAACUCCAGAGAUGUUUUGGGAUCUCUGCGACCUGAGAUAUGUUGUAAAAGUUUAGUUUCUUUAACGUUUCUUUUGGUUAAUUGUUUAAUCUUCUGUUGUGACUCAGCUGUGUGGAUGCUCUGGUUAGGUGUUACGCACCAAAACAACGUGGUUAUGGUUAGUUAGAGUGUGUUUUCAGCUUGUUCUGCUGCCCCCAAGUGUAAUUAAGCUUUAAUACGUCAUCACUGAUGUUAGCAACAGAUGCUAACACUCAGUGAUCGCAUAACUCUCUACAAAAGACAUUUUAUGAUACGAUAUUUGUCAUGGAAAGACGAUUUAAAUCCAUUUUUAAUAUAAAGUCAUAAAAUCUAUGCAAACAGCUAUCAUCCAGUUGUUGAUUAGCUUAGCUUAGCUUAGCUUAGCUUAGCACAAAUACUGGAAACAGCUAGCCAGGCUCUGUCCAGGAGGUAACAACCUACCAGCGUCUGUACAGCUCUAGAGAUAAUUCAUGUAAAAACAUUUUAUUCCCGGUGGAUGUUUUUACAAACAGUCGGCGAGUCUCGAGCUGAACCGGUUCUGUCAGCUGUGAAGACAGUUUACAGCCCCUCAAACUGCAAAUCAACAACAGAUUUAUUCACAUGUCAACAAACCUUUGUAUCAUACUCGUCCAUCACAGUUAGAUUUUUAAAUGACUUUUUACUGUACAGAAUUAACGCCAAAUAGAUUUUUUUGAAUAUUGUACUGGCAGAUGUUUCAUCUCAAGAAGUUUCAACACACACUGUUUUUUUUUUUUUUCUUCACAACUCGCUCUGUGAUUUAUCAGACGUCUGUAGACGCACCUGGAGAUGCACCUGCAGUAAAUAUAUUCUUCUUCUCAACAUUUAAACUACGAUCUUCAUCCUCCCUCCGUCUGUCUUUCACUUCUUCACUCCUCCUCGUGUUCGUCUUUGAUUCUGACUCAGCUGCCUUUUUUGUCCCGGCCUCCAGAAACGCCUCGUAAAUCUUUUGGUGUUUAGUUGACGUGUGCAAGUGUGCGUGAGUGUGUGUGUGUGAGUGUGUGUGUGUGUGUGUGUGUGUGUGUGUGUGUCUGGACACUGCUGCCUUGUGAUUUAAUUCCUCUGAACACCAAACCAUCUUUGUCUUAGAGACAGAAGAUAAGAACGUAUGGAAGAAAUGAUCAUUGUGGCUUGAAUUAAAAAAUAAAUAAAUAAAAGUUAACACAAUCUUGGCCGCUCUCAGCUUCCGUAGCUCAGGACACAGUAAAAGAUGGAUUCAGCUGAUUUGACGGGAUUUUUCAGCUUCAUGUUUUCAUCUUAAAGUUUUCGCUGACUGUGUUUUAACUUGUUUCCCAGUCGUCAGUUUCUGGGGAAACAAACAAACAAACAAACAAACAAACAAAC
This is a messenger RNA of Acanthopagrus latus (yellowfin seabream), 8153 nucleotides long. RefSeq names its product ATP-binding cassette, sub-family C (CFTR/MRP), member 9 (gene abcc9). Gene Ontology annotation, biological process: transmembrane transport; potassium ion transport. Gene Ontology annotation, cellular component: membrane. The transcript has 41 exons. The coding region runs from base 1 to 4809 and encodes 1602 amino acids. The record is from RefSeq and is a predicted model, not a curated record. NCBI's taxonomy places the organism in Eukaryota, Metazoa, Chordata, Actinopteri, Spariformes, Sparidae. Gene Ontology annotation, molecular function: ATP binding; sulfonylurea receptor activity; ATP hydrolysis activity.